AUGAAUCUAAAUGUCUGUCUGAUCAUAGGUAGUUUGUGUGAAGUCAUUGUCACCAUGGCCUGGAGUACCAACAGCACCAAACUGGACAACAUCACCUUGUCCCUGUUCCAGAACGCAACAGCCAGCACAGCUAUCUCCAUCAUCUACAUCGUGGUCACCGCCAUCAACCUGACAGGAAACGGCCUCUCCAUGUGGCUUCUCCUCUUCCGUACCUCUCCCAAAACUCCCUCCAUCAUCUUCAUGAUCAACCUGACCCUGACAGACCUGGCCUUGGGCCUCGUCCUGCCCUUCCAGAUCAUGUAUCAGAUGCAGGGGUAUAACUGGAGCCUGGGCCCGGGCAUAUGCAGGUAUUCUUGUUUAUUUAUUUUAUUAUAAUUUAUUUAUCCUGAUCAGUCCCAUUGAGAUAGAUGUGUCUUUUCCAUGCCCUGAGCAAGAGCCAACAACUUUAUUUUGUCACAGAUGAAUAACGAUUAAAUAUAUUCUGAUCUUCCACAGGCUCCUGACCCUGGUGUUCUUUGCCAACAUGUACUGCUCAAUUCUAACUAUGACGGCCAUCAGUGGAGACCGCUACCUGGGCAUCUGUUGGCCCAUGCUCUUCCGUGAGACCAGGGAAAGGAAGUCAUUCGCUGUGAUCGGCUGCUUGGCCAUGUGGACAGUCGUCCUAUCUGUCCUGUACCCACUCAUGACAACCGACCUGACGUUCCACGUUCCAGAACUCGGGAUCACCACCUGCUUUGACGUUCUGAAGAGGGACAUGCUUCCAUCAAUGGAGGCCUGGGCUGCCUUCCUCCUUGCCCUGUUUGUCAUCCUCUUCCUCAUCCCGUUCUGCAUCACUGUGUUCUGCUACGUUGGCAUCAUCCGCAAGCUGGCCCGAGUUUCCAAGACCAACCAGAAAGAGAAAGCUAUACGUCUCGCCGUCACCGUCCUAACGGUCUUCACGCUUUGCUUCGCUCCCAACAACAUCCUCCUCCUGGCUCACACCAUCCGGAGGCUCUUCUACGGGGACUCCCUCUACAUGGCCUACAAGCUGACUCUCUCCCUCAGUUGCCUCAACAGCUGCCUCGACCCUUUCAUCUACUACUUUGCCUCUAGGGAGUUCCGUCAAAAGCUGAGGCAGAUGCUAAGGCUGAGAACACUGAGCAGUCUGGACACAGGGAAGACAGACCCGCACCGAGAGAGCUUGUACUCUGCCCAGUAUGUGUCUGGGGGUCAGGGUGGAGAGAACAGAGUUUCUGUUAAACAACACUGUUAAAAAAC
This is a messenger RNA of Coregonus sp. 'balchen', 1257 nucleotides long. The record is from the annotation of a GenBank genome assembly. NCBI's taxonomy places the organism in Eukaryota, Metazoa, Chordata, Actinopteri, Salmoniformes, Salmonidae.